AGUGCCCGGCCAUCGUGCCCCGCUGCAUGUGGGGUGCCCGUCCCUACCGGGGCACCCCAAAACCAUUGACCCUCCCCUUGGGCUCCGUCUACAUCCACCACACCUUCGUACCCAGCGCGCCGUGCCGCACCUUCACCGCCUGCGCCCGCGACAUGCGCAACAUUCAGCGCUUCCACCAGGACACCCGCGGCUGGGACGNNNGCGCUUCCAGCUUCCUGGUGGGCUCGGACGGGUACCUGUACCAAGGCCGGGGUUGGCACUGGGUUGGUGCCCACACCAAAGGCUACAACAGCAAAGGCUACGGCGUUGGCUACGUCGGAAACUUCUCGGAUGCUUUGCCGGACCCUGACACCAUCGCCCUGGUGCGGGACGAGCUCCUGCCCUGCGCCGUGCGCACCGGACGGCUUCACCGUAACUACACCCUACGUGGCCACCGCCAGAUGGGUCGCACCGACUGCCCCGGUAACUCCCUCUUCCGGGAGAUUGAGACCUGGCACGGCUUUGAGGUGAGCACCAAGGCGGCAUCUCCGGGGGUCGGAGGUUUGACACCCAGCUUUGGGGUCUGGUGUCCG
Molecule: messenger RNA, 572 nt
Organism: Eurypyga helias (sunbittern)
Lineage: Eukaryota; Metazoa; Chordata; Aves; Eurypygiformes; Eurypygidae
Product: N-acetylmuramoyl-L-alanine amidase-like
Exons: 2
Biological process (GO): peptidoglycan catabolic process; defense response to Gram-positive bacterium; detection of bacterium
Molecular function (GO): N-acetylmuramoyl-L-alanine amidase activity; peptidoglycan immune receptor activity; peptidoglycan binding
Source: RefSeq, a predicted model, not a curated record